CAUUUACUACUAACAUUUAGACGUUUAUCUUGUUUAGUUUCUCUACUGUGUCUUUGGACUACAACUGAAGCGAAGGACCUCUACGUUAAUAUAACCUACCUCGAGACUGCCAUAACGAAAGGAGCAGUAUGCUUGGAUGGAAGUGCUCCUGCAUUCCACUUUCAUCCUGGAACUGGCUCAGGAAUUAAUAGCCGGCUAAUUCACCUUCAGGGUGGGGGAUGGUGUGAAACCACUUCAGACUGCCUGGCUCGUGCAACUACGGACUUAUCUUCAAAAAAUAUGUCAAAAAUAGCAUAUUUUACUGGAGUUCUAAGCAGCGAUCCUCAAUUUAAUCCAGACUUCUACAACUGGAACAAAGUCAAAAUUAGAUAUUGUGAUGGGUCAUCCUAUAUUGGCGAUAUUGAAGAAGUUGACCCCGAUACUAACCUCCACUUUAGAGGAGCAAGAAUUUUUGAAGCUAUAAUGGAAUAUUUUUUAGGUCAAGGGAUGAUUUAUGCUCAAAAUGCUAUCCUCAGUGGAACUUCAGCAGGAGGGUUGGGUGCAAUCCUACAUUGUGAUAAGUUCAGAUUAUUUCUCCCAUUAAUUGCUAGAGUGAAAUGUAUCUCAGAUGCUGGUUUCUUUGUUAAUGUAGAAGCUAUAUCUGGUGAACCACUUAUUGAGGAGAAGUAUAAGAGAGUUGUUGCUUUGCACGGAUCUGCCAAGAACCUGCCACUCUCUUGCACGGCCUUGAGCUCAGACCCAAAUUUGUGCUUCUUCCCUCAGUACGUAGCAAGACAUAUUUGCACACCUCUUUUCAUUGUCAAUUCGGCCUAUGAUUCUUGGCAGAUAAACAAUAGUUUGGUUCCUCAAGUUGCUGAUCCUAACAAUGAGUGGCUAUAUUGCAAGCAUGAUAUAAAUAUAUGCUCACCAAGUCAAAUCCAAACUCUCCAAGAUUUCAGGUUGAAGUUUUUGGAGGCAUUGAACGAACUAGGACCAAGUAUAUCAAGAGGUUAUUUCAUUUCCUCUUGCCAUUUCCACAAUGGCAUUGAAAUACAAAAUUACUGGUCCUCCAGAAACUCUCCAACGUUAGCUAACAAGACAAUUGCGGAAGCAAUUGGAGAUUGGUUUUUCGACCGAAGUGAAUUCCAGGGGGUUUAUUGCCCCUAUCCUUGUGGCAAAUUUUGCCAGUAGAGGUGCUCAUAUUGUACUACUAUUUCAUUUUAUUUUUUUUUAGAAGUGGAGUAUCUAGCAGUGUAAGAAGUUUUUUUUUUUGGUUUUUUUUUUUUUUUUUUGUUAGUUAGCUCUAGUAUCUUAGAUAUUGUCAGGCAACUACUCAUGUAAUUGCUUAAGAUUAUUCGUCAAACUUUAAUAUAUUAUCUCAGUUUGAAAUGUUUA
Molecule: messenger RNA, 1374 nt
Organism: Nicotiana tabacum (common tobacco)
Lineage: Eukaryota; Viridiplantae; Streptophyta; Magnoliopsida; Solanales; Solanaceae
Source: RefSeq, a predicted model, not a curated record